Corylus avellana is the source of this 2363-nucleotide messenger RNA. Its product is annotated as phosphatidate cytidylyltransferase family protein. Gene Ontology annotation, biological process: dolichyl monophosphate biosynthetic process. Gene Ontology annotation, molecular function: dolichol kinase activity. NCBI's taxonomy places the organism in Eukaryota, Viridiplantae, Streptophyta, Magnoliopsida, Fagales, Betulaceae. The record is from RefSeq and is a predicted model, not a curated record. Gene Ontology annotation, cellular component: endoplasmic reticulum membrane.
CGUUCGAAGUAAGACUCACGCCACCAGACUCAUCAUCGGUGCCAAUAGAAACUUCUCUUUGGUCAUCAAAACCAAUGAAAUUUUGACACUGAGUCUGCUGGGGCCCACCCACCAUAUUUGCCUUGUCCACCCACCUAACGGAACCACCUCCUCUCCCUCUCGCCUCUUCCCGCGAAAUUCCAAUUUCUAACCUGAAAUGGCGAGCACGGCGUCGUCGUCGUCGUCGGGGUUCAACGGUGAGACGGCGGUGGUCCUCCUCUUCAUCGCUCGCGUUUUAUUCUCUCUCCCUCUCUCUCUUCUCCUUCACGGCCUGGCUCUCUCGUUCCUCGCCCUCUCCGCCCUCUUCGUCGAGAUCACCGCCGACACCUCCCCUUCCCUCUCCCUUCUCAAGACCAGGCCUGGUGCUUCAUCAGGAAUACUUCUUGGGGCAGUAACACUUCCCGCGGUUAUGCUCUCAAAGUUGAUACAGCUGUCACGAGCAUUGUCAUUGCAUGAAGUUGCAACUGAGGAGCUUGAAUAUCUGACUAUGCAGUACUGGGCCUCAUCUGCUACCAGCUUGGGUGUGCUUGUAUUCCUCUACAUAGUUAUAUCACGUGCAACUGACAAUAUGGGGCCUCGUUCACGUAAUAGUUUGGAUGCUAAGCUUAGUUUAAGUGGUAUAGUCUUAUAUUCUGUGGUAUGCUCUGUGUCUCUUGCUACAACAUCACUUACUGGCUUUGAUACAGUAUUGAAGUUAUUAUGGGUGCUUUGUCAUGGAUUGGCAGCAGUGAAACUAAUCCAGCAUUCUCUUAAUACCUUUCCAUCUUGUGCUUCAAUUGGGGAAGCACUUUUGGUGACUGGGGGCCUUGUUCUUUAUUUUGGUGACAUGUUGGCAUGUACAAUUGUGAAGGUGAUUGGAUUCUUAAGUUCAUCUGAUUUGGUUUCUGUACAAUAUGGAAUCAAAAGAAGUGAAAUUGCUACAAUUAUUCAGGGGUUGCUACUAGGCCUUCUUCUUUUACCAAUGGUCUUUAAGUAUGUUGUUAAAGUAUGGGAACGCUCUUUAAGUAGAGCUUACUGUGAAGCAAGGACAUGCAACGAAAUAGGGAGAUCUCUUAUAUUCUUUGCAUCCCUUGGAUUUAUCUUGAUUGUGAUCAUCCCAUUGUGGAUGCAGUUUGUCCAGGAUUUCAAUUUACAUCCAUUGUUGUGGGUCAUGUCAUUUGUUUUUUCGGAACCACUUAAAAGACUAUCUUUAUGUAUCUAUUGGGUGUGUCUGAUAUAUGUGUCGGUUUUGCGGUUCUACAACAUUUCAAAGAAUAGUAAGAUUGAAAGGAUUCUCCUUCGAAAGUACUACCAUCUGAUGGCUGUUUCAAUGUUUGUGCCUGCCCUUAUCUUCCAGCCAAAGUUUCUUGAUCUAGCAUUUGGUGCAGCUUUGGCAAUUUUCUUGGCAUUAGAAAUUAUUCGAGUAUGGAGAAUUUGGCCUUUGGGACAACUUGUACAUCAAUUUAUGAACGCUUUUACAGACCAUCGUGAUUCUGAUCUUCUUAUUGUCAGCCAUUUCUCACUCUUAUUGGGUUGCGCACUUCCAAUUUGGAUGUCUUCUGGUUAUAAUGAUCGACCUCUCACCCCUUUUGCUGGAAUUUUAAGUCUCGGAAUUGGAGAUACAAUGGCAUCAAUGGUUGGCCACAAAUAUGGUGUUCUUAGGUGGAGCAAAACUGGCAAGAAAACUAUUGAAGGGACUGCAGCUGGUAUAACAUCUGUCCUGGCUGCUUGUUCAGUUCUGGUUCCACUUCUAGCAUCUACUGGAUAUAUUCUUAGCCAGCAUUGGUUAUCUCUUCUCCUAGCCGUGACCGUGAGUGGUUUGUUGGAAGCGUACACAGCACAACUUGACAAUGCUUUCAUACCAUUGGUGUUCUAUAGCCUUCUGUGUCUGUAAACGCAGCUCUAAUCUUACCAAGGUAUAUAGUGACUAAAACUUUCAUGAUUUGUAAUUAUGUGCUUUUUUUAGCAGUUUUGGUAGAUGUAGCUAGUCCACCAUUAGAGGAUUAAGGGGUGAUUUGUAUGUCAUAUUCUUUAUAGAUCGGGUUGGAUUCUGGAUUAGGUUUAGGAUUAACUAAGUUUCCAUACUGCAAUGGUAGUCUUUUUAAGCAUUCAUAUAAAGGGGUGAGCCUCCACAUGCUCAUUUAUGAAGUACAAGAGUAAUACCUUUUUUUAUUUAUUUUUUAUUUAUUUAUUUUAAUUUUAUUUUUAUUGAGGGAGAUAAUCACAUUGGAGCGACAAGGAAUAGAAAAUUAUUGGAAUUCCUUAAUGUAAUUUUUUUUUUUUUUUUUAUGAUAUAUUUUUGUCUCUGGCAAAUGAGUUUAUUUGUCUGUAAAAAUUUUGUUUCU